AAUCAAGCUCUCUUGCACAGGGAAAUAUAAACACAUUUAAUUUAAUGUCCUUGACGCCCUGUGUCAUGAUUGCGACAAGAGCUCAUUUUGUUUUUAGCUCAUUAGUCCGGCACUAUCGUUAAUGUACACCUUACGAGGUUACCGUUCUGUGGAAGUGACCUUUGUGUUUUUUUCGCGCAUCCCUAAGGGCUAUGUAUGUGAUUAAAAGGGGCGUCAAGGGUUGCACGUGCGGUAUUGGCUACUACUUUUUGCUCUAUUAUGCAGUAAAUCGCUGCAUACUUGUGGUAGUCAUUUAAAACUGGAAAACCCCGCUGUGUCUAGUGUUUGUUCUCAUAUCUUAAAUUAUUGCAUAAUUAAAAAUGGUAAAUUGUGGUGGGAUUUCUAAUGCAGCAUUGCACUGGGUUUUACGUCUCCUGUAAAUAACCGGACGAAAAUAUGUUGCGUUGCUAUCAUUCAUUAUUGCCCUGUGUAUGUCGGCCAAAAUAGUCGAUUUUUUGUGUUGUUACAUGCGACAUUUUGUUUCUGUGUGGUAUAUUUGCUAAAUACCCUAAGGCGGCAUUGCUAAAUGCCUAAUAGGCCUGGCUUCAGCAGAUAUGCCACUUCCAAAGCUUUUGAUCUAGAGAAAUGCCGCGAGGACGUGGACAUACUGUUUAUGAUGGACUCGUCGGGCAGCAUAGGGACUGAGGAUUAUAUCAAAGAAAAGAGCUUUGUAAAGCAGCUCGCUUCAAGCUUCACAGUGUCACCACAGGGAACCCAUGCGGCUCUCAUGAUAUAUAGUGACCAUGCACAGAUCGAGUCAAACUUAGGACAACACUCAAGCAUCGAGAGCUUUAACGAUGCUGUGGACAGACUGCCCUACCUAGAAAAGAGAACAAGAAUUGAUAAGGCACUAAAACUUGCUUAUAACGAAGUCUUUUCAGCUGAAAGAGGUGCACGCCCGGGAAAAUCCAAAAUUGCGGUGGUUCUAACUGAUGGCCAGCAGACGCCAGAUCCCGAUGCCACGCCUCUAGAUGUGGCGGUGCGGCCGCUCCAUGACGCUAAAAUACACGUGUUUGCCAUCGGAGUCGGCGCGUACUACAAACGCGAGGAACUCCAGCAACUCGUUCAGCGAGACAGUGACAUUUAUGAGGCGUCUGACUUCGACAAUCUUCUCACGCUCGUCAAGACAAUUGCACGAGGAACGUGUAAAAGGGUCAUUCCUACACCGCCACCCAUUAUAGCCCCGCAAUGCGUCUACAAAGCAGACUUGGGUUUCCUAAUGGACGCUUCCCGGAGCAUUGGCGAGGAAGACUUCCAGAAGGAGAGAGACUUCGUCAAGUCGCUGGCGUCAUCUUACGCGCUAGACGAGACUCUUACCGGCGUCAUCACCUACAGCGACGAGGCCAAGAUUGUGAUUCCCCUCGGCCACUUCACUGCGGACGGCUUCCGUCAAGCCGUGGAUCGUGUUCGCUACACCCAUGGACGUACGCGCAUAGACAAGGCGCUCAAACUCGCCGCGUCGGAUCUUUUUACCCAGAAUGGCGGGCGUGGUGUUCCUAAGCUUAUGGUGAUACUUACGGACGGAGUACAGACACCGGACCCAGACGCCGUCCCGCUAGAUCAGGCUGUAAUACCGCUAAGGAAGAAGGGUGUUAAGCUGUUUGCUGUGGGCGUGGGGCCGUAUGUCAAACCAAGUGAGCUAAGGUUAUUGGUUGAAAGCGAAGCGGAUUUGUUUUAUGCCAAGGACUUUGAUGAUUUGCUACGUAAAGCGGCUGAGAUAUCUAUACGUACAUGUGCGGAUAUCAAGCAAAGAACGGUUGAUGGCGGGUGGGGCCCUUGGAGCAGCUGGAGCGCGUGUAGCGAGCAGGCAUGCGGACGAGCCGGGACGCAGUUCCGUCGCCGGGUGUGUGACAGCCCUCCCCCGACUAGUGACGGUAGUCCGUGCGCUGGUCUCUCAGAACAAGCCCGCCAGUGCAAGACGCCACCUUGUGAUGUUGUCAGCAAGUGUUCGUAUAAAGCCGACCUUGGAUUUAUAAUGGAUGCCUCGUCGAGUAUCGGUCCCGAAGACUUCAAGAAAGAACGAGAAUUUGUCAAGGAGCUGGCGUCAUCUUUCACGUUCAGGAAUGGCGGCACUCAGGGCACUUUGGCUGGUGUGAUCACGUACAGCGAUUAUGCGACUCUACAGAUCCCUUUCGGUAGACACAGGACUCUGGAAGGUUUUAAAAGUGCCGUAGACUUUAUUCCCUACACCUUCGGUCGCACUAGGAUUGACAAAGCCUUGAAACUCGCGAGUGAGAAGCUUUUUACGUCCGGUAGAAGAAACUUCCCUAAAGUACUGGUAAUCUUGACCGAUGGCGUCCAGACCCCGGAUCCAGACGCCAAACCCCUUGACGAGGCCGUUCUCCCGCUCAAGGAAGCUGGCAUCAGACUAAUGGGUAUAGGGGUCGGCCCGUACUUUAGACGGGACGAGUUGCUGUUGAUGGUGGAGCCUGAGAAUCUGUUCACAGCGCGGGACUUCGAUGAUCUGCUCAGGAAGGUGGAACAGAUCGCUGUGGCCACGUGUAAGCAGAUCAAACAGCAGGAAGUUGAUGGAGGAUGGUCGCUAUGGUCACCGUGGACAUCAUGCAGUGCGAGCUGUGGUGGUGGAGUCCAGAGACGCACACGAGCUUGCAACAAUCCCUCACCGGCAAAUGGCGGCCGCUCUUGCCAGGGCCCUAGAGAAGCAAGACAAGUGUGUAACGUGCAGAACUGUGCUGUUGAUGGGCAGUACACACCAUGGAGUUCGUGGGGCCCAUGCACUAAGACAUGUGGCGGUGGAUCGCAGGCUCGUACUAGAAGCUGUUCCAAUCCUCCACCGUCAUUUGGAGGCCGGCAGUGCACUGGGCCGAGAAUAGAAACUCAACUUUGCGCUCCUCUUGCCUGCAUCAUAGAGAGAUGCUUCUCCGAGAGUGACCUUGGUUUCAUCAUGGACGCAUCUGGCAGCAUCGGCCCGUAUGAUUUCCAGAAAGAACGAGAUUUUGUCAAGUCGAUGAGUAGCAAGUUCACAGUCCUUCCCGGUAAGACCCACGUGGCAGUUAUGUCAUACAGCGACUACGCCACUAUCAACAUGCGCUUCGGAGAAUACCCCUACAUGGAUCAGGUCCGACGUGCUAUCGAUCGUAUCCCGUACACCUUGGGACGAACGCGUAUCGAUCGUGCACUCAAGCUAGCAGCGGAAGACAUGUUUACUGAAGGAAGAGGGGCUCGUAAUGGAAUUCCUAAGAUAGCUAUUAUUCUCACUGACGGUAAACAGACGCCCGACCCUGACGCCGAGAACCUGAGGACUGCGUCGGAUAGGCUGCGUUCAAAGGGGGUCAGGGUGUUAGCGGUGGGUGUAGGGCAUUAUGUCGACCCUAAGGAACUGCGGUUGAUGGUGGACGCGCCCGGUGAUGUUUACACUGUAAAUAGCUUUGAUGAACUCGUGAGAAAAGCAAACAGCAUUGCUAUACUAUCAUGUGAGAGGACUCAAGCAACAAUACCACCACCGCGAUUCACCAGCCGACCACGCCUACCUCAGACACAGCGACCCCCGACAUUACCACCCCUGACAUUCCCGCCCCGGACAUUUGCGCCUCUGACGCAACCGCCUAGACCCGUGACUAGACGUAGAGACGUUCCACCUACACCAGCGCCAACAAGACGUCCACCCGUGUUCACGCUGCCUCCUAUCACAGGUCCAAUCGGUGAGCGACGUUUCUGUGUGAAUAGAAUGGAUCUUGGGUUCGCCAUGGCAUCAUCAGCCGAUAUAGGCAUCGAAAACUACAAACGUCAAAAAGUCUUUGUCAGAAAUGUCGCCCCAUAUAUGGAUAUCUCCAAUUAUGGGAACCGGUUUGGAGUCUUAGUGUACGGCGACUCCUCGCUGAUUGAGAUGAAAAUGGAGUAUUACAGAGAUGCUCGUCUCUUCCAGACCAUAGUAGACAGCUUGCCAUAUUACAGUCAAAGGAACCGCAUCGAUAAAGCCUUACAAACAGCUAGUGAGAUGUUCGGCGUUUCUAAGCGUUACCAAGAGAAGUAUACCAAGGUGUUAGUUUUGAUAACGGCAGGCAAGCAGACCCCAGCCGGCGAUGCUGUACCGCUUUAUGUGGCGGCGCGCCCCCUGAGAGCAGCUGGUGUCCGAGUGCUAGUGAUCGGAGUGGGAGGAAACAUUUCUUACAGGGAGCUAAGUGCUGUGACCGAGAAAAACACCGACUUGUACUUUGAGGCUACUUUCGACUCCCUGCUGAGGAACACGGAGUUCUAUAAACGAAAAAUUUGCGAAGCCGGCAAUUUGCGGUCCUCAACUAGUAAUCCAGAGCCGCUGCUUGGAUGAAGAUGAUAGUAUCGUUCCUGCCCCUGUACAGUAAUAUAUUACAGUAAUAUGUAUACCCCUUUAUCAGUGGCAGCUUAGAGUUAUAACUGCCCAAACGUUUCUCAUAUUUAUUAUUAUUAAAACAGACCAGUUACCACAGGUGGUAGCACCUAAAGAACGAUUAGGUGGAUUGCCAUUGAGCACGUUGGUUUUCAUCGGAAAGUUUGGAAAAAAUGUUAAUUACCGUCCUCGUAUGUCGGCUAAAUUAUAGUUGUCAAGAUAAAUACAAUACUAUGAUAUAUGAUAGACUGAAACAAGGGGAAUUUCUUACGCCAACUGUUUUUCCUUUCUCCUGUUUUCAGAGGAGUCUGCCCUAGCGAGAACAAGAAACAUCUUCCAUUAUAGUGCUGUGGGACACAACCAUUUGAUAAAUUCAGUAGUAUUCAAAAGUAUUCGAUCUGAUUAUGUAAUGAUAUUCUAUUCUAUUGAUACCAAGCUAGAUUUUUAGAUUUUUUCAAAUUUCAGUCCCUCAGUCCUCUCGUACAGGAACAUUAAAAAGACAUUUUUUUUUUGGGGGGGGGGGCACAGCCACGCCCCUACUGGUAAUUUUCUUAUUUUGUUCAACAUAUUGGGCUGUCACGUGCACCCAGUACCCCGCUCCCCCCGCUAUGGCUCCUGCUAUGGCCCUAUAUGGUGCGAAAAUAUAGCCAGUUUUCAACUAGUGCUCAGUCCCUUCUACGGAGCAGUGAAACGCCAUAUUGAAAAUUACCCAGAAGACCCUUGAGACGAGGUUGGCCAAUGCGUACAGUAGGAAAUAAACCCCUGAGUAAUAAAUGAUUUGCCAGCGUAGCGAAGGGUCUAGACAUUUUUUUUAGAAUCUAAAGAAUUUCUCUCAUUUAACUGUAACUGUAACAAAAUUAAAUGUUGUAACGGAACACUAGUAUUUUUUAUUUUUUUUGGUUCUAAAAAGGAACAGGUUUUGGGGAACAGUUACUGGGAGUGCAAAUGCAUUAUGCAUUAUGCUUUGAAGUAAUCAUCUAUGCAAGAACAAGGCAAAAUUUCAUUGUCCUGCGGCAAAACCCUUAUCAUUGCUUUUUCACUUAGGAUCUUUUUUUGUAUACAAAAAAUACACACUCAGAACACAUAGUAGAUUUUGAUAUAAGAUUUUGAGCAAAUUGCUUGAGACAUGGCCUUUCUUGUUUUAUGGGUGAUUUUUUGUGGUGAACCAAUCAGAAGAAGCAAGAACAAUGUUUUGUUUAUGCAAUGUAACAAAAGAAACAAAAAAGGUAUCGACUGCAGUAAAUUGCCUUUCAGGUCCGACUAAUCAGGGCAAACUUAUUUGAAAAAUGUUUAGUUGGAAAGAGGCAGAGAUCAUUUCGAGGUACCGGAAAAUUGGGUUAUCGGAGAUUGGAGUUACAUUUGGUAAAACUUAAACUAAAAAAGAAAAUCCAAGGAUAGCAUAUAUGACAGAUUUUGGUUCGCCUUUAGCGGAAGGCCCGAGUUACCAGGGUUACGAUUAUCGGGGGUCAUCGUAUUGUGUGUAGGAAAACCGCAAUAAGAUGUAAUUUCCCGUCUUCUAGAAAAAAGUGUACGAAUGUUAAGAAUUUCAUUUAACUAAAAGGCAUUCUGUAGUGAUGCUGCUCAAAUUAAGAAGGACGGUAUAGGGUCGAUAAAGUAUUUGUGCAACCCUUCUGUCAUCCUCCUUGCAGAGACGAGAGCAAGGCCGUUAAGCCCCAACACACCCCAAAACAUAUCUAGUUUGCAAGCCUUUCAUUUGAAUGUAUAUUUCUAUUAAACAACAAAUAAUUGUGUGAUUCUAAUAUGGCACACUGUUAGUUUCAGAGAGUAGUUUUAACUCAAAAAAGGAAGUAAAAAACUGAGGUACAAA
Messenger RNA from Nematostella vectensis (starlet sea anemone), 6194 nucleotides. RefSeq lists its product as uncharacterized. The transcript has 12 exons. The coding region runs from base 566 to 4327 and encodes 1253 amino acids. The record is from RefSeq and is a predicted model, not a curated record. Lineage: Eukaryota; Metazoa; Cnidaria; Anthozoa; Actiniaria; Edwardsiidae.